GCAUAACACACGCGUAUACACACGUGGUGCUCCUUCAGCCCCUCGCUCCUCUCUCCUGGCUCUCUCUCUGCCUCUCUACCUCUCUUCUUGUCGCCUGUCUUCUUCUCUGGGUUCAGUCUCGUCCACUCUUGCCACUCUCGCAAUGAGAUCACAGGAGUAAACGGCGAGGUGGAGUAAAAAGCUCUCCCCAUCUGUCUUUUUUGUUUUUUCUUCAUCUUUUGCGGAUCCAGGCACAGACCAGUGAGAAUGUUCAUUUCAGUGGCAGUGGUGCUGGGGGCCACCCUGGGGACAGUGUCCGGAGCGCUCACACUCUGUGGCCUCUCAUUGCUCUGCAGGAACUGCAAGAAGGGCAGACUGGAGAGAGGAGACAGUGUAGACCCGGAGAAAGCCAAAGCCAGCAUCCUGCACACACUCACCCAGUUCAGUGUGCAGAAAUCUACUGAGCCUAUCCAGCCUCAGACGCUGCUGAAGUUCCCCAAAAUUUACAGGCCUAAGCCGUCCGUCACAUCACCUGAGGUCAUCAACUACAGUGAGAAUACAAACACCACUGAGAAACCUUUGGCUGAGCCUGACUGCUGUAGUCAAGAAACAGAAGGAGAUGAGGUCUUUGCUCUCCCACGACAAGAUUCUGCUGAUGAUACACCCUGUACAGUCGAGCAGUUGAGCAGCAUGACAACCAGCAGCUCUGUCCUGCACCCAAAACUGCACUUCUCUCUCCGCCUGCACAGCCAGAACAGAGAGCUGCACAUCACUAUUAUAGAAGCGGAGAACAUUACCGUAGAGGCUGGCUGCGAGGGGUACGUGUCGGGCUGUGUGAGUGUAUCCGGAGAGCAGAAGUAUUCUCAGACAGCAGUGCGCAAGCUAGCAACACGGGUGCAGUGGGGUGAGGUCUUGGUGUUUGUCCUGCCCAACAACUGUAGUAAGGAGGGUACAGAUGGUAUGGAGGGAGAGGUGGGACUGACCUUACACAGCUGUGACCGCUUCUCUCGGAAUACUACUCUAGGCACUAUGAGGUUCAAACUGGCUGACGUGGGCAUGAUGUCAGAUGCUGAUUGCUGGGUUGACUUGCAACCACCCAAACAGCUGGAAGUGACAUCAUCAGCUGGGGAGCUGUUGCUGUCACUGAGCUACUUACCGGCAGCUAAUAGGCUGGGGGUGGUGGUGAUGAAGGCACGAGGACUGCAGUCUGAUAAACUCAAAGACAAUAUAGAUCUGUCCGUGAAGCUGACAUUGAAACACCAGAGCACCAAGCUGAAAAAGAAGCAGACAAGACGCGUCAAGCACAAGAUUAACCCAGUGUGGAAUGAGAUGAUGAUGCUUGAGCUCCCCAGGGAGCUGCUUACCAAGUCUAGCCUAGACCUAGAAGUGCUGAACCAAACCAGCCCUGGCACAUUGCUCCCUCUCGGCUGCUGCCUGCUGGGUCUCCAUGCUUCCGGGACCGGCCUACAACACUGGCAACAGAUGCUGGAUAACCCACGCAAGCAGGUCGCAAUGUGGCAUCCUUUGUACGCCUGAGGAAUAUACACGCUUAAAACAAAAACAGAACUAAUGUAUUCCAAUUGUAUGUGAUGAAUAGUUAAAUGUUUGGACAGAUUUUACAACACUGCUCUAUUCUAUAUUAAUCUGUGUCAUUAGUCAGAUUGUAGCAGAGUUCAUCAGUUAGCAAAAUAUUUUGUAACUGUUCUUGCUCUAGCUAGCAGUUUGUAGGCAAAAAGGAACCUGAAGAGAAGUCUGUGAACGUGUUAUUUGGUUUUGCUACAGAUUAUUCCAUAGUGAUUAGAGCACUUUUGUAUGAAAUAGAACCAUAUUUAGCUUUGGUGUUGUGAAUAUGUCAAAGGAACUCCGCGUCACUCUAACCUGGAUGAGUCAUUCUAAUCACAUCUCACCCACAGCCAAAAUGGAGAGAAAGGUGAUUGAGCAUGGCCUUGGAUCUGCUUGGGUUGAAUGAAGCAUUUGGAUGUUUAAAAGAAUAUUCCAGCUUCAGCAUCUGCCCAUUUGGCCUCUGACAUGUUUCAUGUCAGCAGGUUUUCUGUUCUUUUUGACAUACAGGGAAAUGUGUCAGAUUGUUUGUGAUAAUUUUCUAUUACAUCAGCCUGACAGGAUCCAACUGUUCAUGUUGGGGUUGGAUGUCAUUUCAGGGGCCAUGACAUUGUCUGGUCAUUUCUGGUCUGGUUUGUAUUGGGUUCAAUUUCAUGUUAGGGCUCUCACAGCAUAUUUUUCUCCAUACUUUAUUCUUCAGUACUUUCACUAUGUUAAAUCAUGGAGUCACCCACUCAACAACAAGGUCCAGGAGGCCCACAAUCAUGAGAAAGCAGGAUAUACAGUGAAUUGAUUCAGGAAAGUACAAUUUAGUGCAGCCUAAAGGAUAUUUAAUUUAUUUGGCAAAAAUAUUUUCAUGUUAAAUGUUCAGUGUGUUCUAUGUGUAGAGUUUUAGGAUUAAACAGGUUAAAGCUAAACUCUCACUCCAGCAUUACUGCACAGAGUGAGAACCGUGCAUUAUGGAGCAUUUAUCCACCCUAAAAAUAUUUGAGGUGCUUUUUAAAAUUAAUUGAAACAGAAUUUAAAUAUAUACUGGACAGGUGAUUACUUGAUUGUAGCAUAUUAUCAUAUUUUAUUCAUCCAUGUUCUUAUGACUGCUAUUGCCGUCACUACAUGGAAACUGCCCCUUUGUAUACUAAUGGGCCAGUUCAGGUCAGCUACGGACAGAAUUUAUUAUACUAGGGUCAGUUUCAGAUUCAAAGCGUGAUAAUGUGAUAGCUGGGGUUUGGACCAAAAUAUCAGUACCAAUUAAAGCUCUAUCGACUGUAUGGUACAAAUGCAGCAGAUUUAAUAUCUGAAAUGUAUGGCUGUGAUUAGAUGUGUCAGGUGAUCCAUCUAGCGUCUGAUAUAGAUUUGGAAAGAUAUAGACCUGUAAAACAUUAAACACCCCAGAAGAUAUUCAUUACAGAUGUAAGAUUUUUUUUAAAAAUGUGUCUGCUGUAUGUGUGUUGUGGCCCACAGCAAAUGAGACUUUUGUUUAUCUAGGUAAAAUACCCAAAUUAGAGUUAAAUAAUCUGCACACUAUAUUCAGUGUUAGCUCUUAUUUGUACAUAAGAUAUGUUAAACAUCUUCUCAAAUGUUAUUCUGAAUGUGACUAGAGUCUUAUAUCUAAUGUAUUUCAGACACAAACAUGAUGAUGAAUCAAUAAAAGAAAGCCAGCCUUUGUUUCUGGAAA
Messenger RNA from Pygocentrus nattereri (red-bellied piranha), 3214 nucleotides. It is a transcript of the gene syt13, whose product is annotated as synaptotagmin XIII. Gene Ontology annotation, biological process: cellular response to calcium ion; regulation of dopamine secretion; regulation of calcium ion-dependent exocytosis. The coding region runs from base 247 to 1515 and encodes 422 amino acids. The transcript is spliced from 6 exons. The record is from RefSeq and is a predicted model, not a curated record. Lineage: Eukaryota; Metazoa; Chordata; Actinopteri; Characiformes; Serrasalmidae. Gene Ontology annotation, molecular function: clathrin binding; phosphatidylserine binding; calcium-dependent phospholipid binding.